Trichoderma breve is the source of this 192-nucleotide messenger RNA. RefSeq names its product nucleolar RNA-binding protein, nop10p family domain-containing protein. The coding region runs from base 1 to 192 and encodes 63 amino acids. Gene Ontology annotation, cellular component: box H/ACA telomerase RNP complex; box H/ACA snoRNP complex. Gene Ontology annotation, biological process: positive regulation of telomerase RNA localization to Cajal body; snRNA pseudouridine synthesis; rRNA pseudouridine synthesis. The transcript is spliced from 2 exons. Lineage: Eukaryota; Fungi; Ascomycota; Sordariomycetes; Hypocreales; Hypocreaceae. Gene Ontology annotation, molecular function: telomerase RNA binding; box H/ACA snoRNA binding. The record is from RefSeq and is a predicted model, not a curated record.
AUGCAUCUCAUGUACACCCUCGACGCCAGCGGCAACCGCCUCUACACCCUCAAGAAGGUCGCCCACGGCCAGGUCACCAAGUCUGCGCACCCGGCGCGCUUCUCUCCCGACGACAAGUGGUCUCGCCAGCGCGUUACUCUGAAGCGUCGCUUUAACCUGCUUUUGACGCAGCAGAAGGAGGAGGCUAUGUAA